UUUAAACUUUCUAAUUCCUUCAAGAAUAACAGAUUUUGCUCUUCUUCAUAAAAACCCCAAAAAAAAGGUUCUCAUUAAAACCUCUGUUUUUUCCUGUAUUUCUAAAAUUCUCUCGGAGGUGCAAUUUUGUUUUAUCUUUCCCCCUCUCUCCCCCCCCCCCAUUUUGUGUUCUUUCGUAUUUUUCUGGGAUUUUUUAUAAUGGCACUUUGAGUUUAAAUUAGUCAAAGGCUUCUUCUCUUUUGGUUGGAGAGAAUCCCAGAGGAAGAAGAAAAAACCAUGGGAGCUAUGGCUGUUGAAGAGAAGAAGAAGAACAAAGAGAGCAAAGAGCAUCAAGAGAUAGAGCUUCACAGGAACGACUUAGGCCUUGAAGAUUCAUCAUCAUCAUCUCCAAUAGGUGUACUCGGAAUCACAGUUACGCCUGACAGUAGCAGCAGUAAUUACAGUAGUUGCAGCUCGUGCUCGUCUGACGAUAAAUCAUCAUCAUCAUCGUCUCCAUUUUCAGUAACUCCUAAUAAAAACGUUUCGUCUUCUUACCAUGGUCUUCAAUGGAACAAAAUGAUCGAAUCCAUCAAGAAGAAGUCCAUUAGAAGAUUCUCAGUUUAUCCCCUAGUCGCAAGUUACGAACUAACCCGUAAAAACUUGCGGCGUAAGCAACCAAAGCUCUCUCCCUGUGAGAAUGGCUUCCCCUGCGAAACCUUCUUCAUGGCUAAACCUUCUUGGCGAAACUUCACCUACGAAGAGCUCGCUGUAGCCACCGACGAUUUCAAUCCUGAGAACAUGAUCGGGAAGGGAGGACACGCGGAGGUAUACAAAGGGGUUUUGCCUGAUGGUGAGACGGUGGCGAUCAAGAAGCUUAUGAGUCACGCCAAGGAAGAAGAAGAAAGAGUGAGUGAUUUCCUUUCAGAGCUUGGGAUAAUCGCACAUGUAAACCAUCCAAACGCAGCUCGGCUUCGCGGUUUCAGCUGUGAUCGCGGUUUGCAUUUUGUGCUUGAGUACUCUCCACAUGGCAGCCUCGCUUCUAUGCUCUUUGGAUCAGAGGAGUGUCUGGAGUGGAAGAUAAGGUAUAAAGUGGCUCUAGGUAUAGCUGAUGGUCUGAGUUAUCUUCACAAUGUUUGCCCUAGACGGAUUAUUCACCGUGACAUCAAAGCUUCUAACAUAUUGCUCAGCCGAGAUUACGAAGCUCAGAUUUCGGAUUUCGGACUUGCAAAAUGGCUCCCAGAUAACUGGCCUCAUCAUGUUGUGUUCCCCAUCGAAGGAACAUUCGGAUAUAUGGCUCCAGAAUAUUUCAUACACGGCAUUGUUGAUGAGAAGAUCGAUGUGUUUGCCUUUGGAGUAUUGCUUUUAGAAAUCAUAACCAGUCGACGAGCUGUUGAUACAGCAAGCAGACAGAGCAUUGUUGCAUGGGCAAAACCUUUUCUAGAGAAGAACAGCGUAGAAGACAUUGUGGAUCCACGGCUAGGAAAUGAGUUUGAUCCAACAGAGAUGCAACGGGUGAUGCUAACAGCUUCAAUGUGCAUACAUCAUAUAGCCACAAUGCGACCUGACAUGACCCGGCUGGUGCAGCUGUUGCGUGGAGAAGACGGGCCAGGUGAGCUGCAGAAGAAGCCAUGUGAAAGAGCAGUGAGUGUGAACGCGUGCGAUCUACAAGAUCACACUUCCUCCUCAUACCUCAACGAACUCAGCCGCCACAGGCAACUCCUGAUGGAGUGAGUGAGUAGAAGUAAUUCAAAUCAACUGUGAAUAUGUUAACAAAAUGUGCUCAUAGGAAAGAAAGCUUUUGUUUUCUUCGUCUCUUUGGCCUUUUUUUCUUUUUAUUGACUGAGUUUUAGUUCUUGUUCUUCUCCAUCCAUUGGUUGCUUCUUUUAUUUCCCCAACCAAACUGUGAAUAUCAUCAACAAGAGGCUCUACGUUGUUUCCUAGUAAACUUUGUUAAUCGC
Molecule: messenger RNA, 1937 nt
Organism: Eutrema salsugineum
Lineage: Eukaryota; Viridiplantae; Streptophyta; Magnoliopsida; Brassicales; Brassicaceae
Product: receptor-like cytosolic serine/threonine-protein kinase RBK1
Exons: 8
Coding region: 277-1710 (477 amino acids)
Biological process (GO): protein phosphorylation
Molecular function (GO): ATP binding; protein kinase activity
Source: RefSeq, a predicted model, not a curated record